Nannizzia gypsea CBS 118893 is the source of this 1089-nucleotide messenger RNA. RefSeq lists its product as hypothetical. The record is from RefSeq and is a predicted model, not a curated record. The transcript is spliced from 4 exons. Bases 1 to 1089 code for a protein of 362 amino acids. Lineage: Eukaryota; Fungi; Ascomycota; Eurotiomycetes; Onygenales; Arthrodermataceae.
AUGGAAGUUGUUAACUGGAGUGUGCCCACCCGCCUUCCCCUCGCCUUGCAAGUAGAAGAGGUUUUACUCGCGCGCAAAAUCGGCCGCAAUGCGUUGCUGAUAUCUGUCUGGACUCUUUUUGGCGUCACCACUUUGCUACUCCUAUUACGUUUUGCGAUCAGACUACGCGUUCAUCGGCAGCUUUUUUGGGAUGAUAUACUUGCAGGUCUUGCCUAUGUCUUCCUACUAGGCCAUAAUAUUCUCGCUACCCUGGCAACACCGACGAUUUACUUGCUACUUGAUCUAUUUCAGAAUAAGCAUGGGUUCAUGCAGCCAGAUCUCCUACAGAGAAUUGACCUGAUGGUAAAACUGGUUCUAUCCAGCAACUUUCUCUUCAGGAUAUGCAUAUACCUCGUCAAGGCCAGUUUACUUGCCUUGCUUUGGAGGCUCUUUAACUGUCUACCCAACUUCCGCAGGGCAUGGCUAGCUAUUAUUGUUGUCACCAUUAUUGGAUUUGCUCUCUCCAUGAUUCUUCCCCCUGUUGCAUGCUCGAAUUUUACUGCACUUGGCUGUAUCUCCCCCAGGCAGAUAAAGCUAUCUGCCAUUGACAUCUACGUCAGCACCGUUUUUGAUGUAAUCACAGAUGUUCUUAUUGUGUCUCUCCCCGUGGCCUUUAUCCUCAAAUCUUCUCUCCCCAUGCCCCAGAAAACAGGACUGGUCGGCCUCUUCUUGCUCGGACUCGCCGUCGUCAUCAUAUCCAUCCUCCGCACUAUUGAAACAGAUGGUAAAUCUAAAUUAUCACCUCCAUCAUGGCUCCUCUUCUGGAGUUCAAUGGAAGCCACCAUUGCAGUGAUGGUGUCAUGCUUUGCUUCCUACAAAUCCCUCUUCACCUCACGAUCACGGACUUCCAACUACCAUCCACACGGACACACCGCAUCUGUCAUCGCCUCUACUCCGGCUAAUAUUCGGAAAGCCAGGAUGCUGAACGGAAGUGAUUCGCGAGAAGAAAUUAUCCAUCGCACCGAAUUUGAAGUCAGUUACGAGAUGGCACCCGCCAACUCAAACAGCCAUGCCGGCCAUACUAGCCCCUAUUUUAAUCCCCCAAAAUAA